GUAUUCUUCGACCAUUCAAUGGAAUUUAGAUUGGAUGGCUAGAUAAUCCUACGAAUGAAUGUUGAACAAAUUCACUUUGCAAACACCAGCAUGCCCAUUUGGGCAUUAACAAAUGGGGUUGCAGACUUGAUAAGAGAAUUCAGGCUGGAUAACAGAGAUGAACUCACUUUCACCCUUGACUUGGAACAUGAAAUAUUUCAUGUGACAUUGUGCGACUCCAAACAGAACCCAAGAAGAUUCAACCGUGGUGCACCAAUUCCUCCACCAGUUGCUCCACCAUUUACUGCACCAGUUGCUCCACCAAUUGCUGAACCAGUUGCACCACCACCAGUUGCUCUGGCACUACUUGAUCCACCUGUUGCUCCAGCACCACUUCCUCCACCACCAGAACCACCACUUCCACCACAACCACCAAACAUCCCAAGAUUUGAGUUCAUCUACAACCGGAACACAUAUUACAAAGUGACAGUGUCAAGGCCAUUCUACAAUAAUUACUUGGUUGGUUUAAAUGAGGUGAAUGUUCAGUUCGUAGGUGCAAUGGCAAUGUUGCCUGUACAAAUACACAUAAGGCGCCCGAUCUCUCCAAUAGUUGAACUCAUCAAAGGCUGGAAAGAAAUCACACGGUGCAGCAAUUUAGUUCGUGGCACAAGGUACAAAGCUUUCUUUGAUGCACAAAGAACAACCAUUCUGUUUAGAGAGAUAUGA
Messenger RNA from Salvia miltiorrhiza (redroot sage), 705 nucleotides. RefSeq lists its product as uncharacterized. The record is from RefSeq and is a predicted model, not a curated record. Lineage: Eukaryota; Viridiplantae; Streptophyta; Magnoliopsida; Lamiales; Lamiaceae. The transcript has 2 exons. Bases 55 to 705 code for a protein of 216 amino acids.